Molecule: messenger RNA, 1743 nt
Organism: Saccostrea echinata
Lineage: Eukaryota; Metazoa; Mollusca; Bivalvia; Ostreida; Ostreidae
Product: forkhead box protein K2-like
Exons: 8
Coding region: 36-1607 (523 amino acids)
Biological process (GO): regulation of transcription by RNA polymerase II
Molecular function (GO): RNA polymerase II cis-regulatory region sequence-specific DNA binding; DNA-binding transcription factor activity, RNA polymerase II-specific
Source: RefSeq, a predicted model, not a curated record
ACGCGGGGCGACGUCGACGUGAAUCUGCUCAAAAAAUGAGAAAGCUUAAUGCAGACAGACAGCGGAGUAAACAAAGAGUUUACAUUGGAGAACACUUUCAAACUUGGAACCAGCUUCGAAAGGAUUUAGGCUUUGAUUAUCAUCACAAAUUGGCAGGAUUUCUCCUGGAGUUUUAUUUCCAUGCCAAAAAAGGAGCUCCACCACCUGAGAGUAGUUCAUUACAAACUUCUAUCCCAUCUCAGCCUAGAGAAACAGAAUAUUGUGGAAGAGUUGCCAAUUCUCCUUCAUCUUUUCAUGAAGCGGACACUAGCCAAUAUCCUAUUCUUUUACCAAGUAUCCAGGAAACUGCCAUAAAUGUUUUUGCUUCCUCUGAAAAGGAAAGCCCUGAAGUCACUGCAAAGAGAGUGCCUCCCUCCAAAAAGAAGAUUCCUCUUGCCAUUGCGCAGAACACCACUUCCCACCAAAAGGUCACUCCUAAGAGUACUGCUUCCUCCCGCAAAAGAAGCAGGGUAGCCAUUCCGAGGAGUACUGAUCUGUGUAUCGAGGAAGGACCUGAAGAUGACUUAAAGCCACCUUUUUCUUAUGCUCAGUUAAUUUAUCAGGCUAUUAUGUCUACAGAAGACCAACAAGUAACACUAAGUGGCAUAUAUGAUUAUAUAAAGAAUACUUACCCAUACUACAGAAGGGCAGAAGAACAAGGCUGGAAGAAUUCAGUACGGCAUGUACUGUCCCUUCAAAGCUGCUUUAUGAAGGUUCCACAACUUGAGGAUGCAUCUCAAAAGGGUUCAUUUUGGAGGCUAGAUGUUGAAAAGCUAUCAUAUGAUAAGUUGAGAAGACUGCAAGAGAAGUUAGUACGACGCCGCAAACCACUUACUAAAAGGUCACUUCCUACCUCUUCCAAUCACACAGUUAGAACCUUCAAACUUAUUAAUAAAAAGUUAUGUGGAAAAAAGAAUCCAAGUUCAAAGGGAUUGGAGGGUGACAGUCAACCAGCCCCGCUGUUGACAGCAGGUUCUCCAGCCACCUCCUCUCAGAAUUCUGCUUCCAAGUCUGCUAUCCAUCAACUGCCCACAGUCAACACAGUACCAGAUAUUGUCAUAUCUAAUCCCACACCAAUGAUGCUUAAUGGAACAUCUGAAGUUCCCCUCCUUUCUGAUGAAUCACAGAUGGAAAUCAAAGAGCAAAUCAAUUCUUCGUUACAAGGAAAAUUAGAAGCAACAGCAGAAGAACUCAAGCCGGUAUUACUUGUUAAAAAUCUUACCUUUGGGCAAAGUGAGAACAUGGACAUCAUACAACAACCUGACCUGUCCCUCCCUGUGACUUCAUCAGGUCCACAGACACUGACAGCUACCAUAUUUAGUCAGCCUGUUACAUCACAAGAAGGGGAGAACACUCUGUUUCCUCAACUAACCCUGCCAAGUCUUGCUCCACAGCAACAGUCGCUGGUUCCCAAAGUAACUGGAAUUCCUGUAACUUUUAAAUUAAGUAAUCCAGAUGAAGAAUCCUUGGAAAAUAAUGACCAAGCUUCAGGACACAUUGAUGUCAAUGAGAUCAUAAUAGAAGUGAAAGAAGAGGAGACUGAGGAAAGUGAAGGAGAGUUUUACUAGAGCAAAUCGUUGCCCUUGGUUCUGAAGCAUGAAAUAAACAGUGUUCAUCUUUCAAGGGCAAGAAACACAAUGACGCUUUCUUUACAUUGUUGUAUAUAAGAUGAAUAAAGGUUAGGACUUGGCAUUUAUGAGUUAU